This is a messenger RNA of Nanorana parkeri, 3778 nucleotides long. RefSeq names its product cadherin-6-like. The coding region runs from base 144 to 2531 and encodes 795 amino acids. The record is from RefSeq and is a predicted model, not a curated record. Gene Ontology annotation, cellular component: plasma membrane; catenin complex; adherens junction. The transcript is spliced from 12 exons. Gene Ontology annotation, molecular function: cadherin binding; calcium ion binding. Lineage: Eukaryota; Metazoa; Chordata; Amphibia; Anura; Dicroglossidae. Gene Ontology annotation, biological process: homophilic cell-cell adhesion; adherens junction organization; calcium-dependent cell-cell adhesion.
AUAUCCGUUGAGAGCCCGAGACCUAGAAAAUGGGACAGCGGGAAGAUUGAUGCUGUAUAUAGUGGAAGAAAUAACCCAGUUUGGGAAUUAAAAGGGAAACUUCAGUCGUGUGUGCUUUUUGCUCACAUCUCUGUUUCUGCAAAAUGAGAACUUUCAGAUGCUUUUUACUACUUGUGUUUUGGGUGAGUCAGCUUCGAAAAAGCUGUACAACUCCACUGCCGGAUAGGACUAUUGCCACCACCACCACUGAGCCACUGCUAGAAGAGCAGGAACCUGGCCAAGGAAAUGACAUGGAAAGGAGCCGGUCUAAGAGAAGCUGGAUGUGGAAUCAGUUUUUCCUUCUUGAGGAAUUUACAGGAUCGGAAUACCAGUACGUCGGCAAGUUACACUCAGACCAGGACAGCGGAGAUGGAUCACUGAAAUACAUUUUGUCUGGAGAUGGAGCGGGGGAUGUAUUUAUAAUCAAUGAAAAUACUGGCGACAUCCAAGCAACAAAACGCCUGGAUAGAGAAGAAAAGUCAUCAUAUAUAUUACGUGCUCAAGCUGUGAACAUAAAAACAGGGAGACCUGUUGAACCUGAGUCUGAGUUUGUCAUCAAGAUCCAUGACAUUAAUGAUAAUGAGCCAAAAUUUACUAGGGAUGUAUACACUGCCACUGUCCCAGAGAUGUCUGAAGUGGGAACAUUUGUCGUUCGAGUUACAGCGAAUGAUGCAGAUGAUCCGACCUAUGGAAACAGUGCAAGAGUCGUCUACAGUAUUCUGCAGGGACAGCCAUACUUCUCAGUCGAAUCUGAAACAGGUGUCAUCAAAACAGCGUUGCCAAAAAUGGACCGAGAGAACAGGGAACAGUAUCAAGUGGUUAUCCAGGCCAAAGACAUGGGGGGACAAAUGGGAGGUUUGUCCGGGACGACGAGUGUAAAUAUCACCUUGUUGGAUGUUAAUGACAAUCCUCCUCGUUUCCCCCAGAGUACCUAUCAAUUCCGGGCCCCGGAGUCUUCCCCUGUGGGUUCUGCAAUUGGCAGAAUCAAAGCUAAUGAUGCAGAUGAAGGUGUGAAUGCGGAGAUGGAAUACCAAAUCAGUGAUGGAGAUGAACAUGACAUGUUUCAAAUCAUCACAGACAAGGAGACGCAGGAAGGAGUCAUUAUUGUCAAAAAGGCAUUGGACUUUGAGAAAACAAGGAUGUACACUCUAAAAGUAGAGGCUGUUAAUACAUAUGAAGACUCCAGGUUUCACUACAUUGGACCCUUCAAAGACGGGGCUACUGUCAGAAUUUUGGUGGAGGAUGUGGAUGAACCGCCAGUGUUCACCAAAUCAGCCUAUGUGCUUGAAGUGAUGGAAGACGCCCAUAUUAACAGUAUUAUAGGAACAGUCAAAGCCCAAGAUCCAGAUGCUUCCAGAAGCCCUGUGAAGUAUUCUGUGGAUCGACAUACAGACAUGGAUAGAAUAUUUAACAUCGAUUCUGGAAAUGGAUCAAUUUUUACUUCCAAAGCUCUAGAUCGGGAGCUGGUCUUGUGGCACAAUAUCACAGUAAUAGCUACAGAAAUCAGGCAUUCAAGUAAUCCUAAAGAAAGCAGUCGUGUUCCUGUGUAUAUUAAGGUUCUGGAUGUGAAUGACAAUCCCCCAGAGUUUGCAACGCUGUAUGAGAUAUCCGUUUGUGAAAAUGCGAAGGCAGAACAGAUAAUACACACUGUCAGUGCAGUGGAUAAGGAUGAUUCAUUCAGUGGACUUCAGUUUUCUUAUUCAUUAACUACACCGACAGCUCACAACUUCACCAUCAGAGAUAACAGAGAUAACACAGCCAGCGUAUACACUAAAAGAAAUGGAUACAGCCGCCAUGAGAUGAACACAUACCUCUUACCAGUGGUCAUUUCUGAUUAUGGGUUCCCUGUGCAGAGUAGCACUGGUACUCUGACCAUUCGCGUGUGUGCCUGCGACCACAAGGGUAACAUGCAGUCCUGUACAGCCGAAGCUCUAAGCCACCCCACUGGAUUGAGUACAGGAGCAUUGAUUGCCAUUCUCCUCUGCAUUAUAAUACUGCUAGUAACGGUGGUACUAUUUGCUGCUUUAAGACGGCAGAGAAAGAAAGAACCUUUAAUUGUGUCUAAAGAAGACAUAAGGGAUAACAUUGUGAGUUACAAUGAUGAAGGUGGUGGAGAGGAAGACACGCAAGCCUUUGAUAUUGGUACAUUGAGGAACCCAGAAGCCAUAGAAGACAGCAAAUUGCGGAGGGAUAUUGUUCCAGAAACACUCUUUUUUCCACGUCGAACUCCAUCGGCAAGAGACAACACUGAUGUCAGAGAUUUCAUCAACCAAAGGUUAAAGGAUAAUGACCUGGAUCCAACAGCUCCCCCUUAUGACUCCUUAGCAACAUACGCAUAUGAAGGCAAUGGUUCAGUGGCAGAGUCUCUAAGUUCCUUGGAAUCUGUCACUACGGAUGGUGAUCAGGACUAUGACUAUCUGAGUGACUGGGGGCCACGUUUUAAAAAACUAGCAGAUAUGUAUAGUGGUGCAGACAGUGACAAAGACUCAUAAUAUAUUGCCUUUUUGCUUUCCUGUUUUGGAAAAGAAAACAGCAUUUAAAAAAAUGAGGAGUACCUAAAUGGGUGGCUCUCUACCUGAGCCAUCUGCUCAUCCAGUUGUUUAAUAUUUGAAAAUUGUGCAGACUUAAUGUCGGAGACUUUUUAUAGUAGACUUUAUGAGCUUCCAAGAGGCAUUUUUUCAUUUGUUGCUUUGCUUUUUUAUAUAUUACCACGAUUUAGUCAACCCUUUUUAUCUAAUUCGUCUUAUAAACACUAGGAAAGGGAGGGGGAGCAAUAUUUGUACACAGUCUACUCUCAUUAAAAUAUCUAUUUGUUACAGUUACCAUAACCAGUCACUUGUUCCUUUGUGCACCAAUGGCAAUUAAACCCACUGAAUGUCAUGUGAUUAUGAUGUUUGGAAAUUUUAAAUAUUAACCUUAUUGGUCUGGCUAAACGCCUUAAAAUCUAUUCAGCCAUUUUAAGAGGACCUGCCUCUUUACACAGUGCUUAUGUAUGAAGUCAUCAAAAGGAUCAAAGCAAAUUAAAGAACUGAAAGCAUAUAUGAUAUUUAAUGUUUUUCUAACUUGCAAUGAGCAAAUCUAUUAGAACUCACUGGUUUGGCAAGCUUCACUUUUGAUGUUUUGCCUCUGAAUUUGUUGUGUCUGAGUUUAAAAAGAAGACCCACCUGGACUUUUUUUUUACAUUCUGAUAUUUCUGUUACUGAAUCGCUUAGAAAAAAAAAGAUCUUUCUUUUCUCUUUAACGGUUGUGAGAAGGCAAUAGCAGCUGUCAAGUGUAAAACUUUGUGAAAUACAAAAAUAGGUUGACAUUGUCUCUGUACUGAACAUCACCAAAAGUGUUGUAGAAUUCUAUACAGAUGUAACAAGAUUCUCAUAUCAGGAAGUUUCACAUUAAGAUGCAAAAAUAGGAAAAGAACAUUAUCUACCAUUUCUAUGUUCUAGGUGAGAUACUAUAAUAGGUUGUCUAAGAGAAUUAACAAGAUACGCAUCCUACAGUUUAUAUACACCAAAAAUUUAAAAUAUUGUUGCUGUAUAAUUUGACUAAUGUAUUACAAGAAUGGAACCUCUUGGACAGGCUUGUUUUGAAUGUUAUAAGCAAACUGGGAUAUGAGCAGUUUUAUUACCAUUAAUGAGACCAUACAUGUUAUCUACUGAUCAGUGUUAAUUUCAGCUAUUUGGUAUGAUUUCAGUGUAAUUUUUGUUUUAUUUAAAUAAUUAUAAAGCCGUUGUUUUGAUAUAAA